ACAGCAUUUUCAGUGAGCACAGGCAGGAGAGAGGCUCUCAUUAGAACCGGCAACGGGAAUACAAGCAUCAGGUGAAAGGGAAACAUCUGGUUGAGCAAGAUUCAAUACAGCGGAGCCGAACAAAACCACGAGAAGAAUCAAAAAGCUAAUGAGAACAAAGACAAAACACCGAUAUGCUGAAUGUACAAAUUUUGCGCCUAAGGGGAUGCAAAUAUUUGCGCAUUGAAACUUUAAACAUUUGGUUUAUUGUAAAUUCCGGAGGAGUACGCACUAAAUGCGUUAACGCUUCCAAUAGUACAGUCUAAAACUAAAGACCACGAUGCAGCUAAUGAAAAUGUACCUUUACUGUUUCAAAUUAAGCUGGAAAAACUGCAUAAUUUAAUUACCUUAAUAGCGGACUUUACUUGUAGAUUUGUCGACUCAUUCCAUUCCGUUCUUCGGUUACAAAACACACUUAUAAAACUUCUCAAACAUGAAUGUAUUUUAAAAUUCAGAUAUUUUAGGUUCCGUCCAUUUGUUCACGUUUCAAAAGCGAAAGCUUUUUUUUUUCCUGAAGUGAUGGACGCGGCUGUUUUUCAUAACCAAAGUGAAAGAGCGAGCUUUUUCAACAGAACUGACGCUCGGGAGGCUCCACCGAAACUUUUGUUCGGUAUCGGCAUUGACAACUUCAUUACGCUUCUGAUCUUCGGACUCAUUUUUACACUGGGAGUGCUGGGCAACUCUAUGGUGAUAACGGUGCUGGCUCGCAGCAAGCCGGGCAAACCUCGCAGCACCACUAACAUCUUCAUCCUAAACCUCAGUAUAGCCGACCUCUCCUAUCUCCUGUUUUGUAUCCCUUUCCAGUCCACAGUCUACAUGUUACCAACAUGGGUCUUGGGAGCUUUCAUCUGCAAGUUCAUUCACUACUUCUUUACCGUUUCCAUGCUCGUCAGCAUCUUUACCCUCUCUGCCAUGUCUGUGGACCGCUACAUUGCCAUCGUGCACUCCAGAAAGUCCUCCUCCAUUCGAGUGGCAAGGCACGCUCUGAUAGGGGUGAUUGCGAUUUGGAUCCUGUCUCUCGCCAUGGCCGCCCCUGUAGCCCACCACCAGAACAUCGUUGAAAGAGGGGGGAACAGUACGUUUUGUUGGGAAGUGUGGCCGGACCACAAGCAAAAGAAGAUUUACGUGGUGUGCACCUUUGUUUUUGGGUAUCUACUGCCUCUUCUCUUAAUUUCCUUCUGUUACGCAAAGGUUUUGAAUCACCUGCACAAAAAACUAAGAAACAUGUCCAAAAAGUCGGAGGCGUCCAAGAAGAAGACAGCACAGACGGUCCUGGUGGUAGUGAUCGUGUUCUGCAUCUCCUGGUUACCCCAUCAUGUGGUCUACCUUUGGGUUGAGUUUGGAUCAUUUCCCCUCAACCAGGCCUCAUUUGUGUUCCGAGUAGCUGCUCACUGUCUCGCCUACAGUAAUUCCUCUGUGAAUCCCAUUAUAUAUGCCUUCCUCUCAGAAAACUUCAGGAAGGCCUACAAGCAGGUCUUUAAGUGCCAGAUUACAGGUGAAUCCCCUUUGAACGACGUCAAGGAGAUUCGAAGCAAAGUGGACACUCCGCCAUCUACCAACUGCACCAACGUGUGAGUGCACUCAGCAAGAUUGUCUUUGGUCACAGAAAACAAAACAGGUCCAAGCAAAAGAAUGUUGAUAAUCCUUGGUAAAAUGGGAUAGUCUAGAAAAUAAUUUUCUGGGAUGGAAAGGAGAUGAGAGCCAGCCUUUUGUGUUACGUUAUAAACUGAAACCUCAAUGCUGUUUAAAAUUCAACCAGUAUUAUACACCAUUUCUAAAUCUCUUUUUAGAACAAAAACAAAUACUCCACUUGUCUUCAGUUGAAGCUGCUGGUGUCACAAAGGAAGAGUAAACAAGCAGGCCACCUUUGGAAGCAGGUCUCAGAGUGUUAUUAAAUGAUCACUAAAAUCUAAAUGUUCUCUAGUUUUGAAGCUGGAUUUUUUAUUAGUUACAGUACUUUCAAUAAAAAUGGUUAAAUGACCAACUACAGAAUAAUCCAUCUUCUGCACAUUUGUUGUGUAGAGAACCUGUUUUAAUUGGCUUAAGUAGUACACAAUUGGGCUUAGAUAUUAAACUGAUAAUUUUAGGUUACAAAGGCACAUAAAUCUGUUGCUUUAAGAAAUAAAUUCAGCAAGGUACUGUGUGAAAACCACAACUCAGUUAGAAAUGAGAAAGCUGACAUUUGCUUACAAUUAAUGCAUAUUGUGCAUGCAUAUGAAGAUUUAAAUGUGUUGUGAACACUUAUUAAAGUGCAUGACUUUUGAAUACUUAACACUUCACCUAAAUGUGACAGUGUGAACAUCUAUGAACCACAGCAUUGUUUCUGCCUUAAUCGGCCUUCAUAGAAACAUUUAUAUUAAGGUUCUAUUGUGUGUUUGAACAAAGAGUUCACAUCUACUAAGAUACCAUCUACAAAGCUGAGACCGAUGCUGCUUGCAUUGUUGCUGCUUUCCAGAAAAAAAUAGCUCCUGAAAAGACUUGAGGAGAAAAACAAGGCAAUGUAUUAUUCUUCCUGUGAAAACGGGACUGAGCACUGUACCACUCUCAUUUGGUUUAGGUCCAUGGACUGUUUCUCUGCAUUCACCCUCAGAAAAAUGUAAAAUACCCUUAUUUAAACAUUUCCAAUUAUAAGACUGGAGACUGGACACACAACUAAAUAACUAAGGAAAAUACAGAAACAGAGUGAGAAUAUGAAAUUCUCUAUGACUUGUAUUUUAAGACAGAAGCAUUAUUGUAAGUUCACUUAACACAGGAUUUAAUUGUUUUUGUGGCCCACACCACAAUGGUGCUGUUGAAUUAAAUAAUUUUAUUUUUAAUAAUAAUAUUAAUAACAACAUAAUUAUUUUUUUCUAUGCGUAAUUCUGAAGAAACACUAUAUGAAAUUGAAAUGACAAUAUGACCUUACAAACCCUGGUUAUAAAGAGGUUGUACCAGUUGAAGCUCCUAUAGAGUAGAUAAAAAAACCUGUCCUUAUUAUGAAGAAACUGAAGUUGUGUUUUUAACAAUUCAGAAGUUGUGGUUUUAACUGCGUUGUUGCUCCCUUAAGUUGUUUGGUGAGUGGUUUUUAUAGAAUGCUGCAGAUGAGCAGCUGUGCCAGAUACAGUGGUAUGUCUAGUCAACACUGAAUGACAGGUGACCCACUCUUUUAAUUUGCAUUAUUUGCUUGAACCACAGACACUUGUUAAUUAUUGUACACUAACACACUCUUUGCCCACAUGUGCUCACUGGCCUCACAACCAUGUCAUGGGUUUUUGAUCUGGCUAUCUGUCUAGUUUAGCAAUUAUUUUUUUCUUCUACUUGAAGAAUGAUCUGGGCACCAUUCAGAGAGUCCUUCACAACAUGCAUAGAAAAACACAAGGGGGACCAUCAGGGAAAUCACUAACUGGCCCUGGGCAGUCCAUAUACAGUAGGUAAAUAUUGCAUUUGUCUUUAAGGCAUAAGACAUCCUAGAAUUUAUUUUUCUGUUGAAAAAUAAUUUGUCAACAUUUUUAUUUUUUUUCUCAACAGUCAUCUAAUUAACUUGCUUUCCACAUAGCAUUACCUCAGGCAGAACCAGAAAUGUACACACUUACAGUAAGUCACAGUAAACACUUCAGUAAUCAACAGCUGGGUUCUUAUUCACAUUGGAUUGCUGUGUGGACAGAGCAGACUCCCUUUUGUGUUAAAUAAUUUUACUUGGCAUUUAAACUGGCCACAUUACAUUUUGUUGCACUUACUGUAUCUCACAGGCUUAUUAUUUCCUUGUUUAUUUUGAAGACAUGCUUGUUUUGUUUAUUGAAGAUUGACAUCCUCUGAAGCAGGGAAUUCUAUUGAAAACUCUCCUCAUCCCAACAAAACCAUGUAGGUUUUGAUGUUUAAGUACUGUACGUAGCUAUUUGCUGCCACAAGUAGUUACUGUUACAUUUUACAUAGCCUUCAUAUUUCCCUGCCAUCCUGGAAUUGAAAUACAAAAUAAAAGGCAGGGUCAAGUGGGAAUUCACCAUGAAAAGGUCCCCUGAGUAAGGUUCCUGGCUCAAAGGCAUUCGUGUCAGCAGGAACUUGGAGGCCAAGGAUUAUAUAUUCCUCUUCUGUGUGUUUUUGAACAUAUCUUUCAAUUGCUAAUGUUUUCUAUUAAAAUGCAAAGUUAAAUGUAAAUAUAGGUUUCCUUUUAUUAAGAGCAAUAGAGAAUAAUUUCUUGAUGUUAUUACGCCCAGGACUAGCAAUCAUGUUGACUGAGAGUCAUUCAAACCAAAUGCAGUGGCAGUUUCAAUGCAAAUAAGGCACAAUCCUUUUUACUUUACCGGUGUGACUGAACUAAAUGUGAAGUAGCCACAGUGCGAGGUUCUCUUAAUUUCACUUCGGCAUUAAAGUGAUAAAACACAAAGGAUGAGGAAAGAACUAGACUUAUUAUGUAUAAGGUAGUAGUGUAUACAGAACAGUAACUUAGCUUCCUUAGUAUGCUAAAUGUGUUCAGAUCCUUCAAUGUCAGUCUUUGGGUAUAGGAUUGGAGUCUUUGAGUUGCAUGGCUAGAGAUGUAAAAGGGCUGGAGCUCAGGGUCUGACCUGUGCUGCAGUGGAGCUGUAGUUAAAUGAAGUCAUUCUUAGUCUCUGAGGAGACUGAAUUUAGUUGGGGAAAAUGCAUUAGGGCUCUUAAUGUGUAAUGCAAUUAGUAUAUUUCCUCCAUUGACUUCUUAUGAGACAUGAGACAGUAACUGCACAUGUGGAUUGUUGGUGAAAUCUUAGGUGGGAUACUGCUGUUGUUACCACUAAGCAAGGUACUUCAAUGCAGUAAAUGCCCUGCUGUAUGAAUGAGUUCCAAGAUUUGACAACAAAUUCUAAUUUUUUCUCAGUGGUCCUACCUAGUGAAAUAAAAAUAUAUAUUCAAUGUUUCGAAAUGUAUUAGAGGCACUUACAGUACCCUAAAGAAAGUCUUGAGAAAGCAAUAACAUUUUUUCCAUGAUACUGAGCACACAUAAAAUUGUACAACUUCCCCAACUGUACAUAAUUGCUUAUAAAACAAACCUUCAGUAGAAAGUGGUACAAUGCUCUGUUCAAGACAGAGGUCUACAGAAAUAUGAGAUGUUUUGCAAUGCUUUUAAAGCAAUUACUGUAUUAAUUUAAAUUGAGUGUUAUGCUUAAAUAUUAUUAGUACAAAAUUCAUUAAUUGGUUAUUAAAACAAUUUUCAAGAAACAAUAUUUGAUUUAUUGUAAAUAAAUGUAUCUUAUUUGCUUUGCAGUAUUGUUAUGUACCCAGUGCAUUCACUUCAAAUACUGUUUCAAGAAUGUCAUCAAAUAUUAACAACAUGAUAUCGGUAUUUAGCAAUAGCAUAACUUUAUUUUAUUCUGUAAAGAUAUACAAAUAUAACUUGGGACAGUAAGGGCUUUCACAUUUUGCUAAUGGUUAACACAGAAAUGGAUAUACAGGAUUUACUGAUGCACAUAAACACCAAUUAACACCAAAUAGUGUUAGAGGUUUCUGUGCUGGUUGAUUACAGAAUUCUGAGGAAAAGGUUUAUAUGAUAAUUGGUGAUGUACUGUAUAGUGUUAAUACUGUAUGUUCUUCACUUCUUCGUUGUAUACCUGUAACACAGGAAAAUUUACAUUGAAUACCACAAAACAUAUUUCUUGCAUGUUUCAUUUUGGGGUGUCAGUGUUUACCAAGACAAGAACUGCAACAGAUUUUAAACAUUUAAUGAAUGUAUUGCUCUUUCAGUUUUACUUUAUAUAACUGUUAAACAUUUUGUAGUAGCAAAAUUGUUUUUGAGGAAUACUGUGUGGCAUUCUUAUUCAUUAAGUGUAAUCACAAUUUGAGCGCUUGUGUUACAUUUGAAAACAGGAAAACAAAUUAGCCGAAAGGCUGUAGUUCUGCGUCUCAGGUGUAGUAAGUGUUGAACACAGUAUUGUCUGCUUGUCAUAUUGAAACAUAAAUGGUACCCUGAGAGAAGAGUCCUUCAUCUUGACCUCUCCUCUCCUCUUUCUUUUUUAAAAGUGUAUAUACAGUACUGUAACAUUUGUCAAAUGUACUGAUUCUACAGAUUUACUGCUUUUCACAAACUGUUUUAAAAAGGGAAUUAUGAUUUCAGCAACUAAGGAAUACUUUAAGAUUGCAAUGGCUUUCCCUCACAAACAAGAAUUAUUUUGUCAAGGCUUUUGUUUAACAGAUUUUGUCUAGAAAUGUAUUAAAAAUCUGUUAAAAUGUAAAUUAUAUAUGUUUUCCAACCUUGAAACAGACAAAUGAGCAUUUUACACUGUGCAGCAUGCUUACAAUCCACAUUUUUGUCCUUCACUGUGUUUUAUAAAACAACACUACCUCCCCUGGUUCUACAGUAGGCUUAAUUAAAAUUUUUGUAUGACCAGAUGCAUAGAUUCAGGCUAGAUAAAACAGCUCUGUCAGUAAUAGCCUGGGACCAGCUGACUAAAAUCUGUGGUCCUGAUUCCCAGAUUAAUGAAUUGCUGAUGUUGGUCUUGUUGACCAUGGUGAUCAAAGGCACAUAAACGAUUCAGUGUCCUUUAACAAACAUGUUACUGCUACAUCUGAGUAUAGUAUAGCUUCUUAAAUAUUAAUUUCCUUUCCUUUUUUUUCACAGGAUCCAUAUUGGAAAAAAAAAGUUUUUUUCCUGCUACUGUUCAAAAGGUUACCCUUGUGUUAAAUCAUGAGGCUCUUAGGCUGGGAGUAUGGCCAACAGCAGUCACAAAUGCUCAGGACAUUUUGGUUGGACUAUCGCAGAUAUAGGAUAUACUGUAGAAGCAUUUCUCAUUGAUCCAAGAUUUGGGGAAGCUGAAGGUGUAGGUUUUUAUUUCAUAUAGGCAAAUUUCAAGCUGAUUUUGAAUAUGCAUUGUUUGAUACAACACUGGAUUCUCAGUGGUAUAAAAAUGUUGUUUUUAGGGGAGGGGCAGUGACCAGAUUUAACAUUUCCUGGCAAUGAGGAAUAGGUCAGUUCUCCCUUUCAAAUUAUGACAUUACACAUCUACAAACCCAAUCCUACUUAUGUGUAACAGCUCAGAUCCUCCUUUUCUAGAAUUUGAUUUUAUAGGGAUUUCCAACUUAAACAUAGCUGACAAUGUGUGUUGACUUUGUAUGCUAUUGGAUUUAGAUUGAAUACAGUACUUAUCUUUGAUUCUGGGUACCCCCUGGACAGUCUCUGAUGUUUCCUUUACCCCCUAUUGAAAACCCUGGUUUUAGAGGCAAGUCACACACUGUUCUAAAGGACUCAGAAGUCAUCAGGACUGUCUAUAGAAGCCCUUUCACUGCUAAUUGUGUACACACUCCUCUUCAAGAAGGCUAAAGGACCUGUCCAUCUCUGUCUCAUUUAGAACUGGGGCUGUUUAAAGACUUCAACAGAAGCAACAUGCUUUCUAUAAAAGGAAUCAUAUCUUAAGUGUUUUGUUUGUAAAGCUUCUUCUGCUGUUUCCAACAUUUCCAUAAUGUAUAUGUGAUAUUACUUUACUUUGCCUUAAUGGCUUAUUAUCUAAAUUACUUUAAUGGAAAAAGGGGACUUAACUGCAACUGCAGCCGUGGCUGAGAGCACAGACUUGUUAAAAGCAUUAUCUUAAGAUGGUGAUACAAAGAAGUAAGAAGCUAGGCACAUGAUUUCUACAUCCUGGGUACUUUGAUUCCAAUUAGGUUACCAUGGAAAGUUGCAUUUAUGAAAGCUAGUCAGAUGCAGGGCUUUGUUCAGCAACAAGACAGAAACACGAACAGAAAGGGGAAGAGGAAGGACAUGCCUGCAGCCCUUCUCACCAUCACAUUGCAGCACAAUUGGAAAAACCUGCUGAAAGCACAUAAGGUUUCUAAAUUACUCGAACACAGCAGUGAAAGCGAAUGCAUUGAGAGCUCAAGUACUCAGAAUAGCUGGGCAAUGUCAUUUCGUAUUCCUUGUUAACUCUUUUUUUGUACUUUUCUAUUCUGCCCACUUGGCUUCAGUUCCUGUAAUGUUAUUGUGACCUUGUACUGCGCCAUAGUCAUGGUGUUGUGAUGCAUUUAUCUACAUGAUAUACUGCUAAAGGAAUAAAUAAAGAGACACUGUGUUGCUUAGCACUACUUUCUCCACUCUUCGUUUUCAGAUUGAGGCAAUGUUAAUAAAAUUUGUUGUGCUUCAUGUA
This is a messenger RNA of Lepisosteus oculatus (spotted gar), 8120 nucleotides long. The record is from RefSeq and is a predicted model, not a curated record. Lineage: Eukaryota; Metazoa; Chordata; Actinopteri; Semionotiformes; Lepisosteidae.